Messenger RNA from Didymodactylos carnosus, 939 nucleotides. The record is from the annotation of a GenBank genome assembly. Lineage: Eukaryota; Metazoa; Rotifera; Eurotatoria; Philodinida; Philodinidae.
AUGCCCAGGGUGUCUUCAAUCUGUUCGUACGUUGAACGAGGAUCAUCUUCAGUUAUUGCUCGGAGAGCAUCGAUUGAUUCUUCGUUGACAGCACUUCUAGGACGGCCUGAACAAGGAGCAUCUUCGAUACUGAAAUUACUGUUUUAUUCAUUUGCCAAUGGAAAAUCAUCGAGUGAAUUUAUAUGUCCUACAGAUGGAAGAUGGCCAGAUCCCAAGGAUUGUGAAAAGUAUUUUACUUGUAAUAGUGGAAUUAGUGUAGGUGGUUGGUGUGGAUCAGGGAUGACCUAUGAUGUUGAUAAUAAACGUUGUGAUCUAUCAAAAAAUAUUGAGUGUAAUGCUGGCGAAAGACCAAAUUGGACUCCACCAGAAAACUGGCAAAACGAAGAAUCUGUGAAGACCAUUGUUACUAAAACAACAGCAGGCGAUACUACGACGGUUGUGCGACAUGCCUCGACUAAACGAAAUCAAAAAACAACGUUGGUAACAAAAACCACUAUGCGAAAAGUUUCAUCAUCUACACGAGAUUCAAUGGCGAUUGAAGAAGGCAAAUUGUGUAUGUUCAAAGGAAACAUGGCUGAUGUAUCAAAUUGUGGAUCUUACUUUUACUGCAAGGAAGGAAUAUCAGUUAAAAUCCGUUGUCCAGAAAAGAACUUGUUUGAUGAUGAUUUGAAAACAUGCAAUGAUUAUCGAAAAGUAUUUUGUAGUGAACGGCCAGAAAAUGAAAAGUAUAAAGAUCCAUGUAAUGGUCAAGCAAACGGCAAAUAUGCAGAUGUUGACACGGGUUGUAUAAGUUGGUAUACGUGUAUUGAUCAACGAAAAGCAAAAUCAGACGAUUGUCCCGGAGGAUCACGUUUUAACAUGCUCACAUUACGUUGCGACCAUCCAAGAAAUAUUCCAAAGCCAUGUGGAUUGAGAAGUAAAUCGUCUGGUGAGUCCUAG